Molecule: messenger RNA, 1221 nt
Organism: Phytophthora sojae
Lineage: Eukaryota; Oomycota; Peronosporomycetes; Peronosporales; Peronosporaceae
Exons: 2
Coding region: 1-1221 (406 amino acids)
Source: RefSeq, a predicted model, not a curated record
AUGCGGAGGGAACGCACCCCGAUAUGCACUGCGCCAUGCCCAACCGCACGCUCGACUACUACUGCAAGUCAUACCCAUCAGUCCCUCACCAACGAAACCUAUCAGUCAACCAAGACAAUCUCGGGUUUAGUCGACAAUAUUUCGAGUCAGACGGAGUUUUCCAGGGUCAGGGGCUACAGCUCCAACAGUUUAACCUUCUACAUCGACGCGUGCGAACUGCUAGGCGCAAACCAGAGCAUUCUACGAUCGUGUAUGGAGUACCUGCCACCGGCGGCAGAUAGUUAUUUUCUCGCUACUGGGAAGAAAACCCCUUGCUUCUUCUGCCCAGAGAACUACCCGAAUCGGUCGGAGGCGGAGAACGAAAGAUGGUCGAGAGACUGUAUCAUGUCUCCCUAUAAGCCCGAUGUUAAGGGCACAGUGUCGAUGAACCUGUGCACCACAACGGGGGAAUGUUUCCGACAACCAAAUAGCUGGCUUGCAUGGUACUAUUUCGCGAUGAUCAUACUGUGGAGCAACCUCCUGGGUUUGGUCUGGAUGAUGCAAAUGGUUUGUGCUCCCCCUGGUACAGUGCUGAACUUACAUCGCAAGAUUGCUCUUGUCCUGGCCGUGAACGUGAUGUACGAAUCUGUUGCCUACGCUGCACAGAAGACCGCUGGGAUGUACAUUAACUGGCAGCGAAACAUCCUUCCUACGGCCGCGUUGGCUAUUCAAGUUCCAGCGUACGUGAUCACCAUCGAGACUCUGAUGUACUCGGCCAGAGGUUGGGGCACCACGUUUUGCAGGCUUAGCUUUUGCGAGUCUGGGUGGAUACGAGUGAUCGUAGUUACUUGGGUAGCAAUGUUUAUCGCUCUGGGAGAGUUACAGCUUGGAGGUCUCCCUCUUGCCAUCGUCACGGGGUUGUUGUGGGUCGGGAUUAUUGCCAUGACGUACUUGUGGACGGAUGAUAAUUUCUCCAUUUACCCUGAGUACGCGAUGUAUGCGCGGCAGCUUGGGUUUCCUGAAUCGCCAUUCGUAUCAAAAAGGGAGCUCUUUAGAGAGUUUCGAUGGAUCUUAUGGACGUACGCGGGAUUCAGCCUCGUCGGGUCACUUGUGGAAUGGGGAACAGGCAACUUUGAGUACCUACCGCUUUCCGGGCACCAACUCCUUCCAGCUGCUCAACUUUCUCCUCUUUUCGUGGUUGUCUUACUUGCUCCACUGUCGCCAAGGCUAUUCGUCCCCUGA